This is a messenger RNA of Exophiala mesophila, 1854 nucleotides long. RefSeq names its product uridine kinase. Gene Ontology annotation, molecular function: kinase activity; ATP binding. The transcript has a single exon. Bases 298 to 1728 code for a protein of 476 amino acids. The record is from RefSeq and is a predicted model, not a curated record. Gene Ontology annotation, cellular component: cytoplasm. Lineage: Eukaryota; Fungi; Ascomycota; Eurotiomycetes; Chaetothyriales; Herpotrichiellaceae.
GACCAGGUCAAGUUGACCUCUCCAAAACCCAAUACAGGCAUUUGUAUUGUCUUUCCUGAUUGCUCGACCGAUUAUUGACAUUUCCCGGCCUAUCAUUGCAGGAUAUAAAGGUACGGACUGAGGUGGUCGAGGUCACUUGGGAGGUGUUUGUCACGCGACUACAGGAGCUCGAGUCCCAACGACAAACGCACAUGUACACCUAUUCCAGAUUGUGUACUCGAACCUCUCCCCAUCUUAUGACGCAUCAGUAAUUGGGAGAUUCACACUAUCUAUAUCAUCAGUCACUGUCAUUGAACCAUGGCGACUACAAUUCAAAAAGAUCCCCGAAUCAGUGACCUGUCACUAACUGAACCCACGGGGAAUGGCUCAACCAGACAAAAAGCAUACUACUCACCGCCAUGGGCCGACCUCAGCAUUGUCGGUAUUGCUGGAUCAUCUGGGUCCGGCAAGACAAGUCUAGCAGUUGAAAUCGUUCAAUCUCUCAAUCUACCAUGGGUGAUCAUCCUCUCGAUCGAUUCAUUCUACAAAUCACUAACCCCGGAACAAAACGCGCUGGCGCACCAGAACGAAUGGGACCUGGACUCGCCGGAAUCAAUCGACUUUGAUCUCUUGGUGGAGAAACUGCAGGAGCUUAAACAAGGGAAACGAACCGAUAUACCGGUCUAUUCCUUCCAACAACAUCAGCGGCUCGAGAAGACCAUGUCGCUUUAUUCGCCGCAUGUGAUUAUUCUAGAGGGAAUCCUUGCACUGAAUGAUCCUCGCGUGCUGGAUUUACUGGAUAUGAAGAUCUUCGUCGAGGCUGAUCCGGAUGUAUGUCUAUCACGACGAAUUGUGCGUGAUGUGCGUGAACGAGGACGAACCAUUGAGGGGACGAUCAAACAGUGGUUUCGCUACGUGAAGCCAGUGUUCCAGCGAUACGUCGAUCCGCAGCGCGAAGUGGCUGAUUUGAUUGUGCCCCGUGGAAUGAUGAACACUAUGGCCAUUGAGAUGAUUGUCAACCAGAUCCGACAAACACUCAAGAAAAAAUCCAUUCGACAUAACGCCGAGUUGGAGAAAUUGGGUCGUCAGCUGGACGACGAGAAUGAUUUUACACUUUCGGAUAAUGCUAUCAUCAUCGCUAACGACGACGAUGAUAGUUCAAAACCUCAAAUCACCGCCAUUGCCACCAUUCUUCGAAACCCAGCUACUUCACAGGUUGAUUUCAUCUUCUACUUCGACCGCCUCACGGCUCUAUUGAUCGAGAAGGCCCUCGACUGUCAUAACUAUCUCCAAACCGAAAUCACCACGCCUCAAGGCCAUAAAUACAACGGGUUAAAAUCCGCUGGCACGGUUUCUGCAGUCGUCGUUCUACGAGGCGGCAGUUGUAUGGAAACGGGAUUGAAACGCACUAUUCCCGAUUGUCUGACGGGUCGGUUAUUAAUCCAGUCAAACCUGCGCACUGGAGAACCGGAACUACAUUAUCUGAAGUUAUUUCCUGAUAUUGCCCAGCAUCAAACUGUCAUGCUGCUCGAUCCACAGAUGUCUAGUGGUGGGGCGGCGUUGAUGGCAGUCAAGGUCUUGGUCGAUCAUGGUGUUUGUGAGAAGAGGAUCGUUUUUGUAACGUGUAUUGCCGGUCGGCGUGGUUUGAAGAGGUUGAUGACGGUGUUUCCCAAGAUUAAAGUUGUGGCUGCGAAGGUGGUGGAGGAUUAUGAGCAGAGGUGGGUUGAGGAGAGGUAUUUCGGGUGCUGAUAAGGGAAGUCCAUGUGUGUGGAAGAUGUGGGAUACUAUUAUCCUACUGGUGAGGUGGUAGGAUAUCACAAGACUAAACUAAACGACACGACUAUAUGGUAUCUGGUGUCAAUACUUAGAAUAGCA